GCCUGUCCGCCUCCUUCAACUGCGUCUUCCUCUACACCACCGAGCUCUACCCCACCCCCAUCAGGCAGACGGGGCUGGGCUUCGGCAGCACCAUGGCGCGCGUGGGCGGCAUCGUGGCGCCGCUGGUGAAGAUGAUGGACGAGUACUACCCCUUCCUGCCCCCCGCCGUCUAUGGGGUGGCCCCGGUGGUGGCGGCCGUGGCGGCCGCGUUCCUGCCCGAGACCCUCAACACGCCGCUGCCCGACACCAUCGAGGAGGUGGAGAACAGGACAAAGCAGAAGCCAGCAGGUGACCCCAAGGAGAAGAUCGCGCUCCAGCCCCAGGACGGGCCCCCGCUGAAGGAGGCCUGAGGGACCCUGGGGGUGGGCGCAGCCCCCCAGCCCCGGCCAGGCCAGCACCACCCCAGGUGGGGGUGGUGGGAGACCUCGGUGGUGACCGGUGACCUCCCGUUGUUGCGGGGACACCCGGGCAGGAAUAAAACAGCUCUGGUGGGGA
Molecule: messenger RNA, 495 nt
Organism: Cyanistes caeruleus (blue tit)
Lineage: Eukaryota; Metazoa; Chordata; Aves; Passeriformes; Paridae
Source: RefSeq, a predicted model, not a curated record